This is a messenger RNA of Anopheles maculipalpis, 372 nucleotides long. RefSeq lists its product as uncharacterized. Bases 1 to 372 code for a protein of 123 amino acids. The record is from RefSeq and is a predicted model, not a curated record. NCBI's taxonomy places the organism in Eukaryota, Metazoa, Arthropoda, Insecta, Diptera, Culicidae. The transcript has 2 exons.
AUGCAACGAGCUAGUGGUGUGCUGUUUCUUUUCCUCACAUUCAGCCAUGUUUUGUGGGUGUUUUCGGACAAUUCGGGCCCAAAAUUUGGUUCCUUCGUUACAUUUGGUGCCAAAACAGCCAACUUAAACCAUUGCUAUUCCAGCAUGAUUCAAGCGAACGUCUUCAGCUUACUACCGAUCACAAGGAUCGUCACCUUUACACCGAAAAUGUACGUGAAAUAUAUAACUGUGUCCUCCAAAACGUCCAGCAUACUUUCGGCCAAAAUUGUGCAAGGUGGAGUCGACAUGGAUGGCUUGCGCCCGAUCAGUGUUGCACUUACAUCCGAUCUUGGUGGACGGCUAAGUGCGGAAAUCAACGCGUACUGUCGUUAA